CUGUAUGAUUGACUUUGCAAAACUGCCGUAUAGUGUAAUUUCGUUGCAAGUGAAGUGAAAACCUGGGUAUUUGGAAGCCAUUUUAUAAUAUUCGUCUACUGACGGAUUUUGUACUUUCAGUUUUAAUUGUACACAUUUUUAAAUUGGCUGUGAUUUGGCGGUGUGGUGUGUGUGCGAGUGGGUGAAACCGAUAGACCAAAAAUAGACAUGUCUGUGUAUAUUUUUUGUUGACAUAGAACGUUGCGACUUGAUCGUCCUUCGUUCUCGUCAAAUAAAAAUAUUCUCGGUGCUUCAGGCAGUGUUUAGUAGUUACCUGAAGCCCUGGAAGGUGUACAAGUCCUCACGAUGGGCAAUAAUGCCGCAACGGCCAAUAAAAAAGUAGAUUCCGCGGAGAGUGUCAAGGAAUUCCUUGAUCAAGCCAAAGAGGAUUUUGAGGAGAAAUGGAAAAAGAAUCCCACAAACACCGCCGCCUUGGACGAUUUUGAUAGAAUUAAAACACUAGGAACGGGAUCGUUUGGGCGGGUAAUGAUAGUUCAACAUAAACCUACAAAAGAAUAUUAUGCAAUGAAAAUUCUCGACAAACAAAAAGUUGUUAAAUUAAAACAGGUGGAGCAUACUCUAAACGAAAAGCGAAUUUUGCAAGCCAUCAGUUUUCCAUUCCUGGUCAGUCUACGAUUUCAUUUCAAGGACAAUUCAAAUCUGUAUAUGGUUUUGGAGUAUGUGCCAGGUGGUGAAAUGUUUUCGCACCUGCGAAAGGUCGGUCGAUUCUCCGAACCGCACUCUCGGUUUUACGCCGCUCAGAUAGUGUUAGCUUUCGAAUAUUUGCACUACUUAGAUCUGAUCUAUCGCGAUCUGAAACCCGAAAAUUUACUCAUCGAUUCGCAAGGUUAUCUUAAGGUGACAGAUUUCGGUUUUGCCAAACGAGUGAAGGGACGUACCUGGACGCUUUGCGGCACCCCUGAAUAUUUGGCACCUGAAAUUAUACUUAGCAAAGGAUAUAAUAAGGCUGUCGACUGGUGGGCGCUGGGAGUCUUGGUGUACGAAAUGGCUGCAGGUUAUCCACCGUUCUUCGCCGAUCAGCCCAUUCAGAUUUACGAAAAAAUUGUUUCGGGAAAAGUUCGGUUUCCCUCGCACUUCGGGUCGGAUCUUAAAGAUUUGUUACGUAAUUUAUUACAAGUAGAUCUUACAAAGCGUUACGGGAAUUUGAAGGCGGGCGUCAACGACAUCAAGGGACACAAAUGGUUCGCGUCAACGGACUGGAUUGCCGUAUUUCAAAAGAAGAUAGAAGCACCCUUCAUCCCAAGAUGCAAGGGUCCGGGCGAUACUAGUAAUUUCGAUGAUUACGAAGAAGAGGCACUUCGCAUUUCGUCUACGGAAAAAUGUGCUAAGGAGUUUGCCGAAUUUUGAACGUCCCAAUGUGUGCGUGCAUUGUAAUUAUGUUAUAGAUCAUUUAUGUGUUUGCCAGAGUUCAUAUAAGCUGACAGAAUAAUUUUAGAAGAAAACAAUUGGUCGAAUCUUGCGUUGGUAAGGUGUAGAGUAAAUUAAUUUAUUCAUACAGUGAAUCUCGUAAGAAAUUGUUGUAUGUAGCGGUUAGUUUGUGUGUGUGUGACAAAUAUAUUAAUUGCAGACAGUAAGUAAAUAUAAGCUAGCCGAAAUUGGCCACGGGAUGUGCUAUAUGUUCAGAAAUACAGUCAGAUUAUUUUUAUAAGUAGCUAUUUUAAGAAUAUCAUACUUCUGAAAGUUGGAAGGGAAUUGAAAAUAAUGAAAGUAAUAAUAUAACUUCACAACAUUUUAAUAAUUAGGUCUUAUUAUAUUUGUGUAUUCGAGUAUCUGUUACAGUUGGAAAUUGCGCAAUUUUCAAUAAUUUGUAAUUUGCAUGGCAUCAUAUUGACAAUUUUAUUAUGGAUUUAACUCGGUAUAAAAGUUGGACUUUGAGAGCAUAUUUUUAUUCGUUAAAAGUCAAUGACGCUCAAUUGUGAUUAGAAAUAAAUGGCCAACAAUAAGAAAAACGCUUUGAAAAUUAAUUUAUCCUUGAAGCAAAUCGCUUGAUACCAAGAAGUUAUUUUUUGGCAAAACUGUUUGAGUGGUGCCAUGUAAAAGUUCAUUUUCUUUGGAAAAUGUUUUAUUGUAUAUAUUAAGUAUAUUAUUAAAUGUGUAAGAAAGUGGAAAAUAUUCAUUUUUAGUUGUACCCAGAUUUGAAACAAUCUUAAAAUGUAACUGACUGCUUUUAGUUUAUCGUAAGCGUUGUGAUCUGCUUAUCUGAUAAUUGCUCUUAUUAUAAUAUUUGUUAUGUUAACAAUGUACCCAUAGGAAGUAGUCUCUUUCCAAUUAUUUUAUUAUAUUAAAUUCCUGCAUGAUACGUAUAUUCUCAGCUUGAUUAUGAAUCUAUGAAUUUUAUUAAAGUGCAUUCAUGUUAAAUUCUAAAGUUAAUAAGGUGCUCUAAAAUAGAUUCACAAAAAAUACAAAUCGUAGUGGUGUAUUUAUAUUUUUUGUGCGCUUACUGAACAUUUUAAAUACAUAUUUAGCAACGUGUAUAACUGCCACAAUGUAGUCUUUAAAAAUUGUGAAUGUCUCAGUUUGUCCUGUACUGCUAAUCGCUUUAAACUUAAAAAAGGUUAUUGCUUCAUACCAAAGAGAUUUUUAUUGUGGACUUGUUGCUUUUACUCAAUUAUGUGAAUGGAAAAUGCAUCCUUAAUUGUUUUGAAGAGUUUUAGUUUUGAACAAUACAAGUUCUGUGAGGAAAGGAUGGAUCGUUAAUUGUUGAAAAAGCAUUUUAGUAUUUUAUUGGCAAGUUAUCAAAGUUAAAGGUCAUUGUGAAAUUAAGCAAUAAAUAUAAUGUAGAUCUUCGUAAAAUCAUUAUUGUGAGUUUUAUUUAUUUUUAUACAUAAAACUUUUUGGGUUGGCACACAUUCUUUUUUUAAUUACUUAUAGAAUAUCUGCUGCAUAUUAUACAGUUAAUGUAAUCUCUUUUACCGUUAGAAAAAAAAGGAGUGACUAUCGUAAUUCUGUGAUCAAUAAAGAUCACAAUGACUUAAUAUUAAUUUAAAUCUAAUUGUUUAAGAAAGUUUGAAACACCAUUUUAGUAAUCAAAUUUGUGUAAUGGUCCAUCUACCAAUUAGUAGUUGUAGAAAAUGGGAAAAAUGGGCAGAUUAGAUAGUUGUAUAUAUUAUUUAUAAAAUGUGUUGUAAUGGCUUUGUGUCGAUGUGCGUAUUUACGUAUGGAUGAAAAAACUAAGUGAUCAUGUUUUACCAAUCUUCGUUCUUGUCAGUUAAAGAAUAAGCAAAAUUAGUCCGACUGCAAUUGCUUCUAGUGUAAUGCAUAAGUAAAUGUCAUUUAUUAGCACCCUACUUUAUUAGUUACACUACCGUUUUAUUGUGAAAAUUAGUAAUAAGUAAUUGUGCUUUAAAUUUUCCAAAAUUGAUCACACAUGUAUUAUUGUACAUUACCUUAGAUAUAGGCCUUACUUGCGAAAUUUGUUUAACAUAUGUAAAUCGUACGGGUAGUACAUAAAAUAUUUAAGGUCGUUCAGUCUUUUUUUCUCACAAUGUUGUACAAAUUUCGCAUAUUUAUGAAUAGUCAAUUAGUCUUUACGUUAAUGUAACCACGUUUUCAGCCAGCCAAUAUGUAUUGUUCUGUUUGUUGUAUUUUGUUAUUGUAUAGUAUUUUGUCCUCUACUAAUAUCAUGUAUUCAACAUGUCAUUUUAGAGAAGUUCUUUGAGAACCAGUUUUCAAAUGUUGUUUUAAACAAUUUAAAAAAUAAAGAAGACUAUCCUAGUGAGAGCA
Molecule: messenger RNA, 3783 nt
Organism: Photinus pyralis (common eastern firefly)
Lineage: Eukaryota; Metazoa; Arthropoda; Insecta; Coleoptera; Lampyridae
Product: cAMP-dependent protein kinase catalytic subunit 1
Exons: 3
Coding region: 346-1407 (353 amino acids)
Biological process (GO): peptidyl-serine phosphorylation
Cellular component (GO): cAMP-dependent protein kinase complex; nucleus
Molecular function (GO): cAMP-dependent protein kinase activity; ATP binding
Source: RefSeq, a predicted model, not a curated record